GCAGAAUGAGGUGGUUGCUGGCUACGAUCGGCCUCAUACAUCUGGCAUGGGGCCAAAAAAUCGUCACGAAAGGAAGAACAAUCACGGUGAAUGAAGGAUCGCAACUCGAGCUUCCGUGCUAUGUGCAAGAUUUAGGAUCAGAGUCGAUAAUUUGGCGAAGAAAGGAGAACGCUCUGUUUAUCGACGAGGAAAACCUGGCUGAGGAUGAGCGCAUGCAGGUCAUCAAAGACGGAUCGAAUUCCACGCUAACCAUAUCUGACGUCGAACCAAUGGACAUGAGCGACUACGUAUGCGCCGUAUCCGAGCCACAACAAGAAAUUGUCUACAAAAUUAUUGUCCAUUCUCCACCAAGGGUUGUGAUCUCCCCGGAUGAGCCCGAAUAUCUGGUGUCAGUGGGCGAUGAGCAGGUCGUUGUUAGAUGCCUAGCCAAAGGCAAUCCAACGCCUUCAAUCAAGUGGACGAGAAAGGACGGCAAGAUGCCUUCGGAUAUCACAAUUCGAGGACCGCAGCUCGUCAUUGCAAAAGCGAAAACAACACAUUCGGGGGAGUAUGUAUGCACGGGAAACAAUGCCGCUGGAAGUGACUCCGCAUCACUGCGAAUACAAGUAAACGAACGAGAAGAUGCGGCAAAACACGAAGCGCCAUGGGUGAAAACAGAGUUCCCCUUCGUUCCUGUGAAAAAGAAUACUGACAAGAAUAUCUCGUGUUCGUAUGACGGCACGCCAUCUCCGCAAGCUGAGUGGUUCUUCAACGGGUACAAAAUCAACUUCUCUGAGGAACGUUUUCGUAACACUGCACAGUAUGCUCAACGAAGUGCCAACCAUACUAAUGCUAUCUUGUCCAUAGUUGGAAUAAAUGAAGAUUUAUUCGGCGACUACAUGUGCCGAAUAUCAAACAACUUGGGCUCAGCAUUUGCUGUGAUUCACGUCAGCGGUCGUCCUGGACCACCUACGGUCACAGCUGAUGGUUCCGACUUGACUUGGUCGGUACGAGCGUACGAACCGGUAAUUGAAUACCGAAUCUACUACAGGCCCGAGAACGCAGACGAAUGGAACAAGUACGAGAGCAUUCGAGCCGCGAAGGGUGACAACAACGGCGAUGACAUAUGGCAACACAGCGUGUCGUUACUGCCGUAUCUUCAAGCUGGUGUACGGUACGAAGUCACUGUAAAAGCACGAAAUGCUCUAGGAUGGGGAUCGUUUGCACGGGAAAAUCUGCACAUCGAAAUUCCGGCUGAUACAGUUGAGAGGACGUCAUCCGCACAAAUCUGCUCGACACUGCUCGCUUUACUGCUAACAUUUUUACUUGGAUUUUGAAGACCGGCAAGAUUGCAGCCAGCUGCCGCUACUAGCUGGUUUUACUCUUAGGAAAGAGACUAUAACGAGAGAUAGUAAUAGUCGAGCAUGCAAUAAUCUGUGGUAAAAUUUGUGUACGUGCGUUAAUCUCUCUCUUGUUCUUGUUCUUUUGCUAGAGCAUAAUCCUAUAUACGAACUUUCAUCACGAAUACUCAACCCUUACCAAAUUUUGCCUUCUACAAGCUGCCAUGAGGCUAUCGUACCUCGGAACUUUAUCAGGAACUAGACCACAAAUAUCAAAUAACUUGUAGAGCUCGCAAAAGCUGUGUGAGGUACUUUGCAGUGAUUAGGGUUUACUUGCACAACACUAUAGUCCAUACGCAGUUGUGUCGCACUGAUUCUGUGCUCUUAGCCGUUCGUGUCUGUGUUCGCAACCGUCCGCACCCAAUCACUUUCAACACCAAGCUUUCACUUUAGUCCCCUUAGUUGGCCAUUCUCUUUCAAUCCAGACUUCUGGAUAUUUUUACCGUGCUUUUUAGCGCUUUCCAGGCUCUGUUAUGAAACCCGUUUUUUGUCAAAUUAUUUUCGACAUAGCGUCAUAUACGCGUACCGGGUGUUGCGUUUUCGUUUGUUUUUCCAUUUAUUUUCAUUCUGAUCGCGUAACUGUACACAUAGAAACUUGAAAGAACUCCGACUAGGUGUUUAUGAUAUUACUAGUUAUGAGGAUUGUAAAUUAUGUGCAUGUCAUUGUUUAUCCUCGUGUUUGAGAUGCUCUCCAAGAGACUCCAUCUUUCAUUCGGUGUGUUUUGUAUCUUGCCCAUGUGAUCUGUCAUUUAUCUAUUCGAAGUUCAUGUCUGAAUUUCUGGUGUAGUCAAUCGUACGAAAUUUGUUCCUACUGCAGUCACUAGUGUCAUUUUGUGACAAUAUUUCCUCGUUGUGAGAGAUUCUUCAAUGAAUGUUCGAUAUUGCAAUAAAAACUUCAAUU
Molecule: messenger RNA, 2280 nt
Organism: Cylicocyclus nassatus
Lineage: Eukaryota; Metazoa; Nematoda; Chromadorea; Rhabditida; Strongylidae
Source: the annotation of a GenBank genome assembly